UGCCUCUGGCUCAAUUCGCGCUAGCGACUCGCGGCAUGUACCGGUGUCUUGGGAGCUAACCUAAAGGAGAUAGGUUGAUCGGGUCCGAAUAACCAAGGUUCAGCCUCGGCUUCAGCCUUUCCCCUCAAGUCGAACUGAGAAAGGCGAUGGCGAAAACAAAGUACAGAAGUGCUUGUUUUUGGCAAAAAUGAAGGCUCUCGUCGUGGAUAAGUUUGUUAAUAAUUAUGAUGAGCUUAAAGUAACUGAGCUGGGGCAUCAUGAUGUCCCAUAUGGCCAUGCUCUGGUGCAAGUGAAAGCGGUCGGCCUCACCUUUGUCGACCUUUUAUACGCCCGCGGUAAACAUCAGAACAACAGAUCCCUCCACACGCCCCCAUUCACCCUAGGCAGUGAAUUCUCCGGCGUCAUCCUCACCACCAACCCCCCCGCCUUGCCCCUCUCCUCCUUCUCACCCGGAGCCCGCGUCUACGGCUCAUACCUCGGCGCCUUCGCAACCCACAUCUACGUUCCCCUGUCUUCUUUCAGCAAAAUUCCCUCCUCGUGGUCAUUCCAAGAAGCAGCCGGCAUCAGCUCGACCUUGCCGGUCUCAUACGGUGCGCUGAAGAGGGCGGGCUUGGAAAGAGGGCAGUCUGUGCUCGUGCACGCUGCGGCGGGGGGCCUGGGGUUGAUGGCUGUGCAGGUUGCCAAAGCACUUGGCUGUACUGUUGUUGCGACGGCGUCUACAGCAUCUAAACUUGCUGUGGCGAAGAAUUUUGGCGCGGAUUAUUCGGUGAAUUACUCGGAUGAGGGGUGGGAGAAGCGGAUACUGGAAGCCACAAAUGGAGAGGGCGUGGAUGUUGUAUACGACCCCGUUGGCCUCGUUGACCAAAGCCUCAGGUGCCUGAAGCAUGGAGGACGCAUCCUGCUUAUUGGUUUCGCUGGAAGAGAGGGUAACAUGGAGAAGAUUGCGAUGAAUCGGGUGCUGUUGAAACAGGCAGUUAUUAUUGGGUAUAGAUAUGGGGAGACUCACCGACGGAACCCCGAAGAAACAAGAGCUAUUUGGGAAACUUUGGAGCCCAUGAUCGCAAACGGCGACGUUAAGCCAACGGUAUACGAUGGGGACUUCAAAGGCCUGGAUAGCAUCCCUCGCGCGAUGCAGGAUAUGGCCGACCGAAAGGUCUGGGGCAAAGCCGUGAUCACCCUUGAUGACCAAGUCGAAAAUAGUCGAAAAAAGGUGGAUAUUCGGGCGAAUAUAUAAUUUUAUAUGUACAUAC
Messenger RNA from Pseudogymnoascus verrucosus, 1250 nucleotides. RefSeq lists its product as uncharacterized. The record is from RefSeq and is a predicted model, not a curated record. Lineage: Eukaryota; Fungi; Ascomycota; Leotiomycetes; Thelebolales; Thelebolaceae. The transcript is spliced from 3 exons. The coding region runs from base 188 to 1234 and encodes 348 amino acids. Gene Ontology annotation, cellular component: mitochondrion. Gene Ontology annotation, molecular function: zinc ion binding; oxidoreductase activity.